GAAGCGAAAUUUCAAGCUCGAAAUUUUGAUUUUUCAUCGAUGGGUCUCUCAAUCGAGAAUUCAGUAAGAGAGUCCCACAGCCGAACCCACAAAUUCUUCUUGAUCAGCAAUUACCUCCUCCUGGGAUCCGCCUCGAGUUGCAUCUUCCUCACCCUCUCCCUCCGUCUAUUCCCUUCCCUGUUCGGCUUCUUCUUCAUCCUCCUCCACGUCGUCGCCAUCGGGGGCGCCGUAUCGGAGUGUUCCGUCGCGAUCUCGGGGUCCAACAAGUGGUACUUGUCUCACAUGGUCACGAUGGGGCUGACGUCGAUAUUCGAGGGCUCUGUUUCGGUGCUCAUAUGGACCCGAACCGGAGAUUUCUUGGGGUACCUGAAGUCCUACGUAAGGGAAGAGGACGGGGUUCUGAUACUGAGACUGGCCGGCGGGCUGUGCGUGGUGGUUUUCUGCCUGGAAUGGGUGGUUUUGGGGUUGGCCUUUGUGUUGAGGUACUAUGCUUUCGUUGAAGGUCAUGUGGUUGGCAAUGGCGGAUCAUUGAAACAGAGGAACGGGAGAGUUGGAGAUGAGGGUCUGAAGAACUGGCCUGGCCCUUUCCAAGUUUAAGAAAAGCUAAAUUCUGGGUUUUGUUUGGAAUUACAUUAUGUUACAUUGUAAAU
This is a messenger RNA of Hibiscus syriacus, 650 nucleotides long. RefSeq lists its product as uncharacterized. The record is from RefSeq and is a predicted model, not a curated record. The transcript has a single exon. NCBI's taxonomy places the organism in Eukaryota, Viridiplantae, Streptophyta, Magnoliopsida, Malvales, Malvaceae. Bases 40 to 597 code for a protein of 185 amino acids.